Molecule: messenger RNA, 4300 nt
Organism: Gossypium raimondii (Peruvian cotton)
Lineage: Eukaryota; Viridiplantae; Streptophyta; Magnoliopsida; Malvales; Malvaceae
Product: sister chromatid cohesion 1 protein 4
Exons: 15
Coding region: 473-4006 (1177 amino acids)
Biological process (GO): replication-born double-strand break repair via sister chromatid exchange; synaptonemal complex assembly; mitotic sister chromatid cohesion
Cellular component (GO): synaptonemal complex; cohesin complex
Molecular function (GO): protein binding; chromatin binding
Source: RefSeq, a predicted model, not a curated record
CGAAAUUAAUUUCUUAUUACAAAAAAGUCAUUUACUAAAAUUAGCGCUUUCCCUUCUGUUUUUCUUUCCCAGUCUCCAAUUGAUCUGCGUCUGUCCGAUCCGACUCAACUGGCGAUUCUGCAAACUGAAACGGCACAAAUUUUGAACUUCUCCUGAGUGGUGGUUCUGAAAUUAAGCGGAAAUGGGGCCCUUUACGGAGUUUUGGGAGGGUUUCACAGGUUUGGUGGACGGAGAUUUGUAAAGGUUUCCUUGUUGCUAUUGAUUUUUAGGGAUAUUCUGAACUUAAUUUGUUCAUUUCCGCUGCUAGAAGUGGAAAGUGAAGGGUUCUGUUGUGGAAUUUGAAAUUUAGGGUUUCUCUUCUCUUGUGAGCUUUGCCAGUUUGUUGAAUUCUUACUGAAAGCUCUAAUUUUAAGCUUAAAUAAUAGGGUUUGGUUACAUUGUAUGAAGAAAUAGGGUUUGUAUUGGGCGAGAAAUGUUUUAUUCACAGUUUAUAUUGGCGAAGAAAGGUCCACUGGGGACGAUAUGGAUAGCUGCCCAUCUGGAGAGGAAACUCCGCAAGAAUCAGGUGGCGGAUACGGACAUCGGUGUUUCUGUUGACUCUAUUCUGUUUCCUGACGUGCCAAUUGCACUCCGAUUGUCCAGUCAUCUUCUUCUUGGAGUGGUGAGGAUAUAUUCUAGAAAGGUGAAUUACCUUUUUGAUGAUUGCAGUGAAGCCUUGCUUAAGAUAAAGCAAGCGUUUCGCUCCACUGCAGUUGAUUUACCACCAGAAGAAUCGACUGCGCCCUACCAUUCAAUCACUUUGCCUGAGACUUUUGAUCUUGAUGAUUUUGAGCUGCCUGAUAAUGAGGUUUUCCACGGUAACUAUGUUGAUCAUCACAUUAGCUCAAGAGAGCAGAUUACUCUUCAAGAUUCCAUGGAUGGCAUGGUAUACUCCACUUCACAAUUUGGAUUAGAUGAGCGGUUUGGUGAUGGGGAUACUUCUCAGAUUGGUCUCCUUGAUGAGGAACUUGUCCUAGAUAGGGUUUCGGUGCCAGGAGAUGAUGGAACUUCAGUUUAUGAUCAUCGGGGGUCAGAUGUACCAGAAACAGAAGACCCAAGUAAUUUAGAAGCUGUGCCAAUCGAUUGCAUUGGGGAUCAGGUUGAAGGUCUAGCUGUAAAUUCUGAAAUUGGCGAGUAUGAUCAAGAUCCAGGUGCUCCUGGACUAGUGGAAGUGCAUAACUUGUCUGGUGUUCAUGAUCCACUGGCUGGUGGUGAUCAUGUAGAAGUAGAACCAGAACAUCAUAAUCAUAUAGAAUUGGACAAUUCUGAAUAUGUAGAACAUGCUUCUAAUAAAUCAAUGCUUCCCCAUGCGGAUGACAUUCCAGUGGAUCAGUCUUUGCAAACUAAUAUAAAUUGUGAUGCUAUUGUUAGUAUACCACAAGGAAAUUCUCUCCAUGGUGCUGCUUCUGAAGAGUACAAGUCUGCUGAUAUGACUAUCAGAGAACCUGAUGGUUUGGAUAGAGUGGAAGAUGCACAUUACAGUGUGAUGCACUCAAGAGAUAGAACCGAUGGUGAAUGUGCAGAAUCUCCUAGCUGCUCCAAUGUCACCUUUGAUUUGGAAGACCCUGCUCGAAGAACAUGUUCAAGUAGCACCUGUGUGCCCACAUCAGGUGGCUAUUUGGAGAAUUAUCAAUCAUCAUACAAGUCAGAAUUUGGCAAUGAUGCUGAAACCACCAAUAAUUUGGAAGAGUCAUAUUCACCUUCCAAAGCAACAGCUUCAAAUCCUUCGUGUCCUUUUGAAUCGCCCAGUAGACCAACAGUUAUUGAUGGUGAAGUGCAAGCUUGUCAGGAACCGAACAAUUUUGAGAAUCUUAAAAGACCUGUUAUUCAUGAAGAUGUCUCAUCUAUGCAAGUUCUUGUAUCUGAGAAUUUGGUUGCUGCAGAGCAAAACUUGGUCGACCUGUCCAGAAGGGAGGAGGAGUUUGAUCCUUCUGGAGCUUGCAUUGAGGUGCAAGGUGAAGCCUUCCAAAUUCAGAUGUCAGAACCCGCUGCAUAUGAUGAUCAGUUGGAAAGUUCAAAUAAUUGUGCUAUGUCUGAUUUGCCUGCACCUGAAAAGUUACUCUCUGUACCGGAAGGACCUAUUGAUAAACCAAGUGAUUUACUGGGUGAGUGUACUCUAGACAAAGAGGUUCCAGAAGGGAAUCAUGAAGUUUAUGCCGGAAACAAAUUCAUUUCAGGCAAAAAACGAAGUAUAACCGAAAGUACAAUAACUGUUGAGAGUAUGAACUCAGUUGAAUCAUUUAGAAGACCUCAAUUCAGAACCGCAGAAUCGAUUCCUGAUGAUGAUGACUUAUUGUCUUCUAUUUUAGUUGGUAGAACUUCAGUUUUCAAAAUGAAAGCAACUCCUGCCCUUGAAGUAGCAUCAUUGAAACGUGCACGAUCCGCACCAAGACGUAGUGCCACCAAGAGAAAAGUGCUUAUGGAUGAUACCAUGGUCUUACAUGGCGAUACAAUACGUCAGCAGUUGGUUAAUACUGAAGACAUACGUCGUAUACGUAAGAAAGCGCCUUGCACUCGCCCUGAAAUUUCAUUGAUUCAGAGACAAUUCUUGGAAGAUGAAAUAUUUAGUGAACCUAUAUUUACUGGUGUAUCUGGUGACUUGGCAUGUUUGCACAGUGGCCCCUAUGACCUAAGUGGUAUCAGGAUUUCUGAAGGUGAUGAAAUUCAUGCAUCAUCUGAAGUAGCUAAGGAUUCAGGGUGUUCUGAAAGGCCUAAUAUUGUUGAAGGCUGCGACAUUGAAGGGAGCUCCAUGCCCGUGAAUAAUGGGAAUGACACGCAAGCACAAUCUGCUGGAACUCCUAUUCAGGCUGAUAUUCAGCAGGGUCAGUACAGUGAUCUGAAUGAUCAGCAGGAUAGAAAUGCUGUUGAUGAUGUACCUGAACUUUUGCGACAUGAACCUUUAGAUGGGAUCAUGGGAAUGGAUAUUGAAAGAGAUAAUGUUGCGGUUGCUAAUGCAGCUACGUGCUCUGUUCUGAACGAGUCUGAAAUAUCAUCCCCUUCUAAUCUAGUUACUGGAGAUACUGGUAAGAUGACAGCUGUGGAGACAACUAACAGCAUAGAUGGUUUUAUCUUAAACAAUGCAACAUGUAUUCCUCCUGAUCAAAAAAUGAAUACUCAACCUGGGGAGGAUGCUUCAGAAUUGGAUUUGAGAAAUGAAAAUAGGACCAAUCUUACUGAAGUUCUAGAACAUAAUGUUCAGAGUAUUAAUGCAGCUGAAAUAGAGUCAAAAUUGUUGGAAGAAAGUAAAACUGGAGUUGAGGUCAAUCUAGCAAACAGCUGUGUACCUAUUGAGAAUAGAACAGAUUCUUUUUCAACCAUACAAACUGGUGAAUUUGCGAAUGGUGCUCAAAAUGGAUGUGAAACUGGAUAUGAUAAAGUUGGUGUAGUAGAUGAGGCUCAGGUUGAGGGUGCACUCUCGGAUCAUGAUGAUAAGGACCCAAUCUGUAAGGGUAGUGAAGAAUGUAAAAUGGAUUCUACAUACUCUGAAAAGGUUGUUCUGGUUCUGGAAAAUGCUUCAUUAAAUGAUGGUGAAACUCCAGCCUUUCAGGAAGUUAAUGCAGUCAGUGAAGAAAGGACCUCUCUUGUGGAUAAUCAAGCUGAAUAUGAGGAUGUAGCAGUUGCUAAUGAUACAGAAUUUCUGAAUGUAGAUGAUGAUGAGCUAUGUGAGGAUGAUGAUGAUGGCAUGCCAUGUGAUGAAAGCCGUCUUCUUGAAAAUAGUGGAUGGUCCUCUCGCACAAGGGCUGUUGCCAAAUAUCUCCAGAAUUUACUCGAGGAUGAAGCUGUACAUGGACGUAAGGUACUUUCCAUGGACAGUCUUUUGGCUCGUAAAACACGUAAAGAAGCAUCGAGGAUGUUUUUUGAAACACUGGUACUGAAGACAAGAGAUUACAUCCAUGUAGAACAGGUGAAACCCUUCGACAACAUCUGUAUAAAGGCUGGAGCAAAACUCAUGAAAUCAGAUUUCUGAACUGAUCUCCCUUCCAAAGGAAAGAGCAAAUACGGUGAAAAGUGCCUUGUUGUAGUUGUAGUUCUGAUGCGCAGGCCACACCAGGUAAUUAUUUUGUUUCAAAAUGGUAUUUGUUUUUCAAAUUUUAUUUUAAAAAAGAAGAUAGUUGUUGUCUAGGUCUUCUCAUGUAAUUGGGUAGCCUUAACAGUGGGAUGGAACUGCACAUCAUGUUGAUUGUUACGACAAAUGUAGCAGGAUAAUAAUUGUUUAUGUGUAAAAUAUAUCAAUUUACAAUUGAAGAUGCUAAUUUGUUUA